AUGGAGAGAACCGACGCCAUGAGCUCGAGAAACAGUCACCACAUAUCGCCCGACGAGGUGCUCAACGCACCGAAACUUGCAAGUCAAGGUGAACAACGGCUCCGAACCAUUGUACACGGAGAGCCAAAUAGCUUCACCUUCCACAUAUCAUUCGAAUACCAGCACUGGGUAUUGGUUGAAUUCCAUGUUAAACCCAUUACUUCAGAUCUUGCGCAACUUCCAUUUUUUGGGCGGCAAGCACCACUCACGUCUGGCUCGUCAUUCUAUUCGCCAACGUCAAGCACUCUCGGUCUCGAACAGCACAUCGCAAUCGGUCCAAGAAGCAUUCGCGCGGCGAACCAACAGUCCACACACACGAUUCCCUUCAUAAAGCCAACCUUACCUGAGACUCACGCGAACUCUCAGGACAUGAUUGUACUUGGUAGAAAGACGCAUGGUACCGAGAGCGGAGGCUGCGAGCCCGGUGUUAUAUCCUCGACCGGUCAGGGACAAGAGAGUCUGGAUAAGAUUGUGAGCGGUCUGGUUAAGGCCGUGCUAUCCGGGCAAAGGAAAGGAAGAAUAUCACUAAUUGGAGUGAUUAAGUAUCACAAUGUCAUUACACAGAGACUUUUGGACUGUGCCAACGAUCAAAAUCUCGACGACUAUCUGGAUUACCUUGAGGGAGCUCUGCAACAGGUAGACAAUAGCCGCAAGCAAAGGUCAUCGAGGGCAGCUAAGAUAGUUAACGAUAUUGUUAAUCGUCUCUUGAUUACCGAUGGAGUUAGGGCCUGGGGUGUAUAUCACGGGUUUUCAGCGCGAGAUUACAGAUUGUCCAAAGCAUCUGAAGUGACUCAGCUUCAUGCAGAAUAUAUCGCCAAGCAGGCAGCAGAACAACUUCGUGACAAAGUCGCUGCCCCUCCAGAUUCUUUCCAAGUUCCAUUCUCCGGCUUCUGGCUUCAUACUGUCACAAAGAUCUCAUAUGCUACCAUUUGUGACUACAUUGGGUUAUCCAACGUUGCUGAGUUGAAGUCUGUAACUGAUACAGAAGUUCUAAUGUCAGUGGAUAUUCCAAUGUCCUGGAUAAGCAGGCAGUGGUUCGAUCCGCGAGACCGCAACCUGCCUGAGCCUGCUGUCUCAAAUUCGGACGAAGGUGUUGGUCAAAAUAACAGCGUGGGAGAGACCUUGGCCAUGGAAACCGAUGUGGACUUCACCGCAGACUUUGAUCAUAUUUUAUGCGAACCUGGCAUAUUUGACCCUAGGUUUGCAUUUCCGACGUAA
Fusarium oxysporum Fo47 is the source of this 1257-nucleotide messenger RNA. RefSeq lists its product as uncharacterized. The transcript has 5 exons. The coding region runs from base 1 to 1257 and encodes 418 amino acids. NCBI's taxonomy places the organism in Eukaryota, Fungi, Ascomycota, Sordariomycetes, Hypocreales, Nectriaceae. The record is from RefSeq and is a predicted model, not a curated record.